This is a messenger RNA of Coregonus clupeaformis (lake whitefish), 2554 nucleotides long. RefSeq names its product RING1 and YY1-binding protein. The transcript has 5 exons. The record is from RefSeq and is a predicted model, not a curated record. Gene Ontology annotation, cellular component: nucleus. Bases 127 to 1455 code for a protein of 442 amino acids. Lineage: Eukaryota; Metazoa; Chordata; Actinopteri; Salmoniformes; Salmonidae. Gene Ontology annotation, biological process: positive regulation of DNA-templated transcription. Gene Ontology annotation, molecular function: transcription coregulator activity; DNA binding.
GCCGCUGAAUGCGAGCUUAACUGCCAGCUUUAGCAGCGGUUCUAUCUGGAUCCUCCGCGCACAAACUACAACAAUUACUGAUAAUUACUGAAGACCUUUUCUUCUUUUGGAAGACAGUUCUUCACCAUGGGCGACAAGAAAAGCCCUACCAGGCCAAAAAGACAAGCUAAACCAAGUGCUGACGACGGAUAUUGGGACUGUAGCGUCUGCACCUUCAAGAACAGUGCAGAGGCUUUUAAAUGCAGCAUAUGCGAUGUGAGGAAGGGCACAUCCACAAGGAAACCCAGGAUCAACUCCCAGCUGGUGGCCCAGCAGGUGGCUCAGCAGUACGCGAUGCCUCCCCCGCCCAAGAAGGAGAGGAAGGAGAGGCCUGAGAUGGAGCACGGCCCGGACGGGGAGCUCUUGGACGGGGAGGGGGAGCACCCUGAGGGAGAGCUUCCGGAGAGAGUGAGGCCAGAAGGAGAAGAAGGAGAAGUAGAACCUCCCCUGGAUAAAGACCAGAGGGGGAAGGAGAAGCCAGACAAGGACCAAGCAGAGAAGCCAGAGAAAGAGGAGGAGAAAGAAAUAGGGAAAGAGAUCAGCCCAGCCAGGCCCAUCGCUAAGAAACCCAGCAUCAAAGACAUCAGCCCAGCCAGGCCCAUCGCUAAGAAACCCAGCAUCAAAGACAUCAGCCCAGCCAGGCCCAUCGCUAAGAAACCCAGCAACAAAGACAUCAGCCCAGCCAGGCCCAUCACUAAGAAACCCAGCAUCAAAGACAUCAGCCCAGCCAGGCCCAUCGCCAAGAAACCCAGCAUCAAAGAGAUCAGCCCAGCCAGGCCCAUCGCUAAGAAACCCAGCAUCAAAGACAUCAGCCCAGCCAGGCCCAUCGCCAAGAAACCCAGUAUUAAAGAGAUCAGCCCAGCCAGUCCCAUCGCUAAGAAACCCAGUAUCAAAGAGAUCAGCCCAGCCAGGCCCAUCGCCAAGAAACCCAGCAUCAAAGAGAUCAGCCCAGCCAGGCCCAUUGCCAAGAAACCCAGCAUCAAAGAGAUCAGCCCAGCCAGGCCCAUUGCCAAGAAACCCAGCAUCAAAGAGAUCAGCCCAGCCAGGCCCAUUGCUAAGAAACCAAGCAUCAAAAAGAUCAGACCCAAGACAGACAUUCAUCAGAGUCCACCCAGCAUACAGUCUGGGGAGUCAACAACCAAGACCAACAACUCUCACAUCUCUAGGCCCAAACUGAAGAACAUUGACCGGAGCACCGCCCAGCAGCUAGCCAUAACGGUGGGGAACGUGACAGUCAUCAUAACGGACUUUAAGGAGAAGACCCGCUCCUCGUCCACAUCCUCGUCCACUGUGACGUCCAGCUCCGGCUCCGAGCAGCGGCACCAGAGCUCCGGCUCCGAGAGCAUGGACAAGAGCUCGUCUCGCGCCUCCACCCCCAAAGGAGAGCUCUCUGUGGGGCAUGACGAGUCCUUCUGAGCCCUACAGUCCAGGUGCUCCAAGAGGACUCUGUGGAUCGGAUCCCUUAGGGGGAGAUAUUUCACCUUCCUACCACUGCCUCUCCCCCUGCCUCCGCCUUCAUUCCAUCACCGUCCCUGGAUGCUGAGAGAGCUAGCUGAUUGGAGCCGUCUGAUUGGAGCCGUCUGAUUGGAGCAGCCCAAGGCGUGCGUCUGAUGGAGAAACGUCCAAUCAUGGGUACACGUUGAGCAUGGCCCAGGCGGGAGAGUGGGGCUGACGGGAAUAGCGCCCCCCCUGGUGGCAUCCUGACACUUGUAUGUAUUGUUUGAUAUUUGUACGUGGACGUGUGGCCGACAUUUUGUUUUUGUGUAAAGAAAUGAUCUGCUGUGCACAAUAACCACCAUCAUUUUAACAACUGAAACAUUAUGACCCUUAUUUAUUAGUUGUUGCACCCGUAUACUUUGAGAGACUUUUCUUUUGUUGAAGCUUUGCUGUGUAGUUGUACCUAUCUCUCCCUUUGACACUUGUUUUGAUGGUUGAACUGGUAGGAUGGGACAAGACUUUUGAGACCACUACACACUGGUGCUACAUCGAUACACUGUGAAACAGUUUCCGACGUGGGACUGUCAUUCACACGAUCCAACAAAGUGCUAAUAACCCAGAAAUGUUCUCUCACGCUCUUACACUCUCACUCUGAUUUUAGUUUGGACCUCCAUGUGGUCUUUCAGGUUGAUAUGUAGAGGUCAAUGUGCAGCAUAAAAAGUUAACUUGCUUGGUUUGAUUUGAAGGUCGUACAAUGUCAACUCAACACACACCCAAACCUUUGCUUCUAGCUUUCUUUGUCUAUGAUUUAGUCUGAUAUAUAGCUUAUAUCUUAUACAGUCAGUGUCUCCUGUCCUUAACUGUAUAGUGUAGGCUAUUGUGAAAAACACUAAAGUUGUUGAUGUUUUUGCAUUCCGUCGAUUCAGUAUUGGUUAGCCAGUUGAGGGAAGGUGUGGUACCUUCUGCUUUGAGACAGGUUUAUUUCUGUAAUGACUGAAGGAAAGGUACAGUGGCUUGCGAAAGUAUUCACCCCCCCUUGGCAUUUUUCCUAUUUUGUUGCCUUACAACCUGGAAUUUA